This is a messenger RNA of Fimicolochytrium jonesii, 999 nucleotides long. RefSeq lists its product as uncharacterized. The transcript has a single exon. The record is from RefSeq and is a predicted model, not a curated record. Lineage: Eukaryota; Fungi; Chytridiomycota; Chytridiomycetes; Spizellomycetales; Powellomycetaceae. Bases 126 to 647 code for a protein of 173 amino acids.
CGUAUAAAAAGAGAGCUAACCAACCUCCGUACCCGUUCUGCAACGAAACUUGGUUGAAAGCGUAUCUGAUUCGCAUUACCGCAACAUUGUAGACCCUUGAUCUAGCCUUAAGAAUCUUCAUCACCAUGGACAAAUCAACGCUCAAGGCGAACAGGCCCAGCUUCCCCCUCGGCGCUACCACCCGCAUCGGCCUGGGCAAAGCACUCCUCAUCGGACUCGGCGCCGGCGUAGUCGGCGGCCUUGCGAUGACAUUCAACCAAAAGCUCGAACAAACCUUCAUCACCAACCGCCCCAAUUCGUACGUGCCGGGAUACACCCUGCUGCGUCUCCUUCACCGUCCCGUUCCGGCGUCCAUGUCGGAGCUUGUGGCUUGGAACCACGCUAUGCACUGGGGCGAGGGAUUGGUCGCUGGCGCGAUUCGCGGUCUCAUGGCUUACAACGGGAUCGCUGGCCCUUUCGCCUCUUUCAUCUUCACGGGUGUGAGGUUGUUGAUUGAUCAGUCGUUGGAAAACCUGACCGGUGUUGGGGCCGCGCCUUGGACGUGGCCGUGGCAGGAACAAGUGCUGGAUAUCGUGCAUAAAGCGGUGUAUGCUUUUGCGACGGGCUAUGUGGUGGAUCGGUUCGUCGUUGGGUAUCGAUACAAUUGAUUGAUGUGGUGGACAAGUUCCGCAUCUUGAGGGAGGAGACCAACAUGGAACCGACGAGGUUCUCGACGGAUAGGAUUAGCAUCUGAUUGGAUUGGAGGUUGAUGCGUGUAUUAUAGAUCGCGAAAUGAAAGAUGUACCCUAACGCAAGAGCUUCGCAUGAUCCCCUAACCCAAAGAAGCUCAUCAUUGAAUGAAGCCAUUGAUGGCGCCGAAAAAAGAGAGAGCGAAGACGGCACGCCCCUUUUGACUGAGUCCGUGCGCUUCCUGAUGAUUAUGAAGAGGCUGCUGCAGUAGCUGCAGCAGGAGCUCCACAGUAAAGAGGCGUGGAGCGGCUCACAUGCAAGUGAGCGGAC